Hemicordylus capensis (graceful crag lizard) is the source of this 5765-nucleotide messenger RNA. Its product is annotated as ABC-type organic anion transporter ABCA8B-like. Gene Ontology annotation, molecular function: lipid carrier activity; ABC-type transporter activity; ATP binding. The coding region runs from base 220 to 5118 and encodes 1632 amino acids. NCBI's taxonomy places the organism in Eukaryota, Metazoa, Chordata, Lepidosauria, Squamata, Cordylidae. Gene Ontology annotation, cellular component: intracellular membrane-bounded organelle; membrane. The record is from RefSeq and is a predicted model, not a curated record. Gene Ontology annotation, biological process: lipid transport; transmembrane transport. The transcript is spliced from 40 exons.
GUAAAGCAGACAGAGGUGCUGCAGAUGUUGGGAAAAUGUACCCGAGGCAACAAAAGGACAUUGCCAUCAUGAUGCGAUUAUUAUCUUUUCUUUCUUUCCUAAAUGUUUAUCUCAGAUUGGCUGCCUGAGUUCUGACUUUAUUGGUUGAAGCAUAUCUCCAGAAUAACGUUUCCUACUUUCCCCAGUUCUGUCCUGAGAAGAAGCUGCAAAACAACCGAAAUGGAGAAACAACAUCUGAGAAACAGAAGUGUUUAUCAACAGACAAUUGCACUGUUUUGGAAGAAUGUAAUUCUGAAAUGGAGGAUGAAAGCACAAAGCUUUCAGGAAUGGAUCUCAUCAAUUAUUCUUAUUUUACUGUUGCUAAUAACACAAGACUUCUCUUCUGAUUAUCUACUCCACCAAAUACCCGAGGCAACUCUUGGACAACUAGAUGAUUCUUCCUUCAAUUUUACUGGGCUUAAAAUUGUUUAUACUCCCGGGACAAAGAUGGCAAGACAAAUAAUGGAGAAAGUAGCAACUGUCUCUGUCAUGAAAGGUAUAAGAACAGAACUGAUAGAAGAUGAAAAAGCUAUGGAUGCAGCACAAAGAGAGGACGAAGAAACACUGGGAGUUGUGUUCCAGGAUGACUUUUCCUACCGACUCAGAUUUCCUAGCUCUAAAAUGGGUUGGCCAAAUGAUGCUGCUGCAUACAUAGAUUCCUGUUACAACUAUUCUUCAUCUUAUUGUAAAAGUCCAUUAUAUUGGUUUGAAGGAUUUCUGCCACUACAGUCUAGCAUCGACAGUGCUCUUAUAGAACUGAUCACCAGUCAUUCUGUUUGGGAUGAAAUGAAAUCAACUAGUGGCAUCCGAUUGAGUUCACCUGCUCUCCUGCUUACAGAUAGCCUGAGCUAUUCACUAUUCCAUUUGUUUAUAACAAUAUGCUUUUCUCCAUUUAUGUACUUCUUGUCACAAAAUGUUUCAAGGGAAAAACGGAAGCUAAAGGAGGUGAUGAAGACAAUGGGGUUACGAGAUAUGGCGUUCUGGCUGUCCUGGGGUUUGCUGUAUGCUGUGUAUCUUUUGAUCAUGUCCUGCAUGCACAUGGCUCUUACAAAAAGCAUUUUUUACCCCACAAGCACCUUUUCUGCAGUAUUCCUUUUGUUCUUCAUUUAUGGCAUAUCAUCUAUCCAUUUCUGUUUCAUGAUCAGUGCUCUCCUAAAGAAGCCUAAAUCCACUUCCUAUGUUGUUUUCCUCCUCACCGUUUGUUUUGGAGCCCUCAGCCUUACCACACUCUUCAUGACUAUUCCUGCACCUUUGGAAUGGACAUUUAGCAUCUUCUGCCCUUUUGCCUUUGGUGCUGCAGUUACAAAGGUUUCCUUUUUUAACAAAUACGGAAAAACCUUCUCUUUGUCUAGCCUCAUGGAAGAGUUCCAUUUUCAUGCCCUGCUUUUUGACAGUGUUUUAUACAUGUUGCUGGCUCUUUAUUUUGACAAGGUUGUGCCUGACAAAUAUGGAGUGCCUUAUCCUCCCUUGUUUUUCCUAAAGAAGUCACACUGGUUUAAAUCAAGAAGUGGCUAUAGUCGUGAUGCUCCUACAGAUGAACAAAGCCAUGGUCAUCUCUUCAGUGAUAACAUGGAAGCUGUGCCUCCUGAAUUUGAUGGGAAGGAAGCCAUCAGACUAAACAAUAUUAAAAAAGCAUAUCAAGUGGAGGGCACAAAAACAGAAGCUUUGAGAGGCUUGUCCCUGAAUAUUUAUGAAGGCCAGAUCACCGCAGUGCUCGGUCAUAGUGGAGCUGGAAAAACGACCCUCCUAAACAUUCUUAGUGGACUUUCCAAGCCAUCUGAUGGUUCUGCAACGAUAUUCAAGUACAAUAUAUCUGAAAGGGAAGAUAUGGAACAAAUCAGACAAAUAAGUGCUGUUUGCCCUCAAUUCAACAUCCAGUUUGAAUUGUUAACUGUGAAAGAAAAUUUAAAGACUUUUGCUAAAAUAAAGGGGAUUCCAUCCACUGAUAUAGAAAAAGAGGUGCAAAUGCUCCUGACCCUCUUGGAUAUGAAAGUCAUUCAAGACACCCAAGCAAAUCGUUUAAGUGGUGGACAAAAACGAAAAUUAACUCUUGGGAUUACUUUCUUAGGAGAUCCACAGGUCUUAUUAUUAGAUGAGCCAACUAUAGGAUUGGAUCCGUAUUCUAGACACCAAGUGUGGGCUCUGCUAAAUGAACACAAAGCAAGUCGAGUGACGCUUUUUACUACUCAGUUCAUGGAUGAAGCUGAUAUUCUUGCUGAUCGGAAAGCUUUUAUCUCACAUGGCAUGCUGAAGUGCGUUGGUUCAUCUUUGUUCUUGAAGAAAAGAUGGGGCAUUGGCUAUCACUUAAGGAUGCAGAUAAAUGAGGUUUGUGACCCUAAGAGAACAACAGCCCUUGUUGAACAUUACAUUCCUGCUGGCAAAUUAUCAGGACAACGUGAAAAUGAGCUGAGUUAUAUACUGCCCUUAGAAAACAUGGAUAAAUUUCCAGAUCUGUUCUGUGAUGUGGACCAGCAGACCCACCUAGGGAUUGUUAAUUAUGGGGUUACCAUGACAACUCUCGAAGAUGUUUUCUUGAAGCUGGAGGGUGAUGAAACAAUUGAUGAAGAAGAUGAUGGAGUUCUUCGCAGAGAGUAUAUGGAAGAAAGGAAAAGAGGUGCUUCCUCACCUGAUGAAAUUGAGCAAGAUCUGCUGCUGCUUUCAGACACUGGAAAGGCAUCCUUAAGAGGCACAGAACUCUGGAGGCAACAAGUUUGUGCCGUGGCAAGAAUGCACUUCUUAGACCUCAAGCGGGAGCGCAAACUCUGGGGAUCCAUAUUACUCAUUGCUGGAAUUAUAUUCAUACCUUCUUCCCUUCAGUUAAUCACACUUGCCAUAGUGCAUAACCUAAACAGCAUUGAGCUGCAUCCUAGACUUUAUUUUGAGCCAGGGCAGACAUCUGUCAGGGGAACUGCUGGACUUCUGGUUCUUAAUGACACAGGUGGAAGCAUUGACAAUUUUAUCCAUGCAGUGAAGAGCCAGAAUAUAUUUGUGGAGACGGUCACUGGCCACAAUGUCAGUGACCACUUUGUACACAACGGGGCUAUUAAAGUGGCCCUUCAAGACAAGAAAUACAGGUUCACACUUAUGUGCCACAUGGAAAUAAUUAAUUGCUUUCCAGUGCUUAUGAACAUCAUCAGCAAUGCUCUUCUGCAAACAUUAAAUUCCACUGCCCGUAUUCGAAUCUGGAGUCAAUCAGUUACUAACAUUGAUUCCAGGUACCUAUGGAUGUAUUUUUCUGAAGUAUACAUGACUGGGAUUCUUUUAUUAUUCCCUGCUUUUCCAACCCACUUUGCAAUGACCAGCAUUCGUUACUACAAGAUGAAAAGCUGGGCUCAGCUGCGGGUCUCAGGACUCUUUCCUUCUGCAUAUUGGUGUGGACUAAGUCUGGUGGAUAUCCCUCUGUAUUGGAUUCUACUCUUGCUACUGUUUGGGACAUUCUAUCUAUUCUUUUUCAUUAUGAAUACUAGCAAAAAUCCCACCAUGGUGUUAUCCUUGGUUCCAUUUCUGCUUGGCUAUGGCACAUCAGUUGUCCUGUUCCUAUACGUCAUUGCCUUCAUAUUUCGGAAAAAAUCAUAUAGUAGUAGUUUUUGGUCAUUCUUGUUCAUCGUGGGGCUCUUGUUGGUGUUUGUUGUUGGAUUUGUGUUUACGUUCUGGAGGCAGAUUCAUUAUGUGCUGGACUUUUGCAUUCCUAUGGUUCCCGCAGCACACUUUUUUAUCUCCUUGACAAUGCUGCUGGGUAGAUAUUCGCUGCAUGAAGAAGAAAUCUCAACAGUUCACACUCAACUCUUAAUAUCUACCCUUGCGCCUUAUGUCCAGAGUGUAGUUUUCAUCAUUUUACUUCGAUGUCUGGAGUUAAAAUAUGGCAGGCCACUUAUGAGAAGAGAUCCUGUCUUUAGGAUCUCUCCACAAAGAGAGAGAAGCCAUCAGAAUCCUGAAGAACCUGGCGAAGAUGUUGACAGAGAUGUUCAAGAUGAAAGAGCUCGAGCUCGAAGUGCACUGAUGUCUACAAAUCAGGAAGAGAAACCAGUUAUUGUUGCCCACAACUUGCGGAAGGAGUACAAAAGCAAGAAGGCCUGUUCGUGCUGCAAGAAGGACAAGGCAGGGGGGAAAGUGGCUACCAGAAACGUCUCCUUUUGUGUUAAAAAAGGAGAAGUCUUAGGACUCCUUGGGCCUAAUGGAGCUGGUAAAAGUACAACAAUCAGUAUGAUCACAGGAGACACUGAUGUGACAGCUGGACAGGUGCUGAUAAAAAGGGCUGAUGCAGCUGCCACAGAAGAAGACACUGCUGGGUUCCUAGGCUAUUGUCCCCAGGAGAACGCCCUCUGGCCUAAUCUGACCAUGAAAGAACAUCUGGAGAUUUAUGCAGCUGUGAAAGGCAUAAGGAAAGAUGCUGCUGCUAUUGCGAUCAAUCGAAUAGUGCAAGCCCUGGAACUCCAAGGACAUUUAAAAAAGGCAACCAAGACCUUAGCUGCUGGCUUAGCCAGGAAGUUAUGCUUUGCCCUGAGCAUGAUGGGUAAUCCAACUGUGAUGCUAUUAGAUGAACCAUCGACAGGAAUGGAUCCCAAAGGAAAGCGGCAGGUCUGGAAAACAAUCCACGCUGUACUGAAGGACAAGGACCAAGGAGCCAUUUUGACAACUCACCACAUGGAAGAAGCUGAAGCGGUGUGUGAUCGAGUAGCAAUCAUGGUGUCUGGUCUGCUCAGGUGCCUUGGUCCUAUUCAGUAUCUGAAAAGCAAAUUUGGCAAAAAUUAUUUGCUGCAGAUAAAAGUAAAGGGGAUAGAGCAAGGUGAUCUUGUGAAUACUGAGAUUCUGAAGAUGUUCCCCCAUGCAGCUCGUCAAGAAAGGAUAUCCACAUUGUUGUGUUACAAGAUCCCAAUGGAAGAUGCAUUGCCCUUGUCAAAGGCUUUCUCUAUGCUUGAGGAAGCUAAACGAAACUUCAACCUUGAGGAAUACAGCUUUUCUUUGAACACUUUGGAACAGGUUUUCCUAGAACUUUGCAAAGAGCAAGAGCGAGAAGAUUUCGACAGGCCUCUGGACACACCUUUUGAAUGGAAACAAUUGCAGCGGGGAGAUCUCUGAGCUACUAAUGGCCUAGUCUCAAGAUAUUUAGACUUAUUGCUUACAGAAGUAAGUGCUGAUCCCAUGACACAAGAAGGAUAUAAGCCCAAAUGUCUCGGCUGUACUUUUACAGGCUACAACUAAGUGGUUUGCCUCAGAAAUACCUAUCAGUAUUUCAGAGGCUUUCCACACAAACUUAUUUGUAUUUACUCAAAUUGCUGAGUUGUUUCUCAUUGGACUGGAGGCUUCGUGAGGAAAGUAAAACAGCUUUUUAUACUGUCUUCUGAACAACCAGACUAAUGGUAUAUAAUUCCUGGAAAUGUUAUGCCCAUGGAAGAAAGUGUGGGUUUCUUCUCUAUUUUUCUUUUUAUUUCAGAAAAAAAUAGUAAUAUGCAUUACUAAUUUUCUUACUUACUCUAAACACUUACAGCUUUAAGGAUAUAAAACAUAUUGUGUAUAUCUUUGCACCCAGAAUUGGUCUGUUGGUAUUUUUAUGAAAGCUGAAAACUAUGGUAUAAUCACCUUUGCUUGAUUCAACGAUAAUUAUGAAUGUAUGUGUAAUCCAGUGAGAGCUGGAUCAGCAAGCUAUUUCACACUAAGUUGAAACUAAACAUGUUUCAGUUUUUGUCAGUGGAGAAAAUGAAAUAAAAGCUGAAAGUAGAAACCAU